AUGGGCCCAAGGCCCGCGAAUGCUUCCAGCAACCUAUGUCAUGAUCCUGCUUCCUCCACACCCAGUUCUUCUUGUGUUUGUGCUUCUUCUCCCGAGGCAACCAGGCAGCAGAUGAGUCGGAAUGUGUAUGAGAAGGUCGGGGACCGCAGUAUUGCCGCUAUGAUAACGCCGUAUGCAAGGGAACUAUGCCGCGAGGCCGUCCAGGACGAUUCGCUCGACUCGCUGCAGCUCGUGGCCGACUGCGGCGGCGGCAGCUUCUCGCCCACGUCGGCGCUGCUGGCAGCGCUUGAUGCCGACACGGAUGAGGUAGGCGGAGCCGGCGACUGCUCCAGCUACUGCGACAAGGGCGAAGAAGUACGCCGCACCGAGCCAGGUCGCAUUAUUACCCAUCUCUGUGGUGGCCGUCAGUUUUGA
This is a messenger RNA of Anthostomella pinea, 414 nucleotides long. The record is from the annotation of a GenBank genome assembly. Lineage: Eukaryota; Fungi; Ascomycota; Sordariomycetes; Xylariales; Xylariaceae.